AUGAUAUCCCAGCGGACUGCGAGAACUGUGCGUGCAGCAUGCGCCCAAACGUCUCUCCGAACUUAUAGGCACGGACUCUCGAAAUAUCUCCCAUUACACAGCUACAAUCUCCAAAAUGCGAGAGCUAUUUCAACAGCAUCGCAGUUCAUGACAUCUGGCGUGCUAUUAGCCAAACAACCUCACACCCCCAGCAUUUCCUUACAAUCUCCCAUCAAUAGUAGCCAGCGGCUUAAUUCGACGUCAACCAACCCCUCGUCUCCUACUCAAAAAGAAGAAUUCUAUCGGCUUCUUGAUAAGAUAUACGCCAAUCAUGAAGAAUUGGUCCAGCAAAUCGACGAGCUGGAACUCGAAGAUUUGCCUGAAUCAGCCACAAACGAAGACUUAGAUCUUAUAAAAUCCAUUAGUUCUAUUGUUGGAUAUCGAACCCCGGAAGCGUUAGAAGCAGAAGUGAGAGCGGUAUGGGAAAAGCACGGCGUCUUUGUACCACCCGAUGAACUUCAUGAAGACGGACUUAAGCUUUACAGGCGAUUAUACGGCGAGCCAGUUUUCACCAAACCGGAAGAGCCACAGAAAGAGGAAGACCAGAUAUUUAAGGAGAACAAGGAUGGGGAGUGGGAAGAGGUUGAGUUGGGACAAGACCAUCUCUCGACUGAACCACAAGCUGCUGAAAGCGAAUACUUAGUAGGAAUCUCUGAGACUGCUGGCCAUGAAGUAGAUGCGCAGACUACAGAGAGGUCUCGCCAGGUGGCAGCAUCCCUCGGGGCAGAACUAUUCACCGAACCUCCGACAUUCGACAGUGAGGACCCAUUUGUUCGAUCGCACCCGUUUGUGGAUGAGGGCAAAUUUGGUACUAGUCCAAGUAGUGUCACGGCUCCAGCAGCCUCCAUGAUGAGGCCUAUCACUCAAAUGACAGCUGCUUUUUCGAACAAGCACAUUUCUGAGACUGCCCAUAAAAUAUUUGGUGGAGACCAACUACCUGACGCGAUUAGGGUCCUAAAAUCCCUGCCAAAGAAUGCAAUUCCUCUCACAGCGUCGCAAAAGCAAAUGUCCCCGAUAGAAAGUGCCUUGUUCAUGUCAGUAUUAUACCCUGGGAUCUAUGCAUCGGUUUUAAGUGCGCUGGUAGAAACUCGAAAAAGACUUGGGACGAAAUGGAUUCGUGGUCUCAUGUGCAAAGAAGGAGGGCCAAGUAUCCUUGAUGCAAGCGGUGGUGGCGCGGGUGUUUUUGCAUGGAGAGAGGUAUUACGAUCUGAAUGGUCGCUGAUGUACCCGGAUCACCCUGAAGGAAGCCUGGCGACAGGUAAAUCUACCGUUUUAACUGGAUCUGAUACACUACGACAUCGUGUUAGCAGCCUCCUGGAAAACACAACAUUCCUUCCGCGACUUCCGAACUACCUACGCCUCGAGGGAGAAUCCUCCCUUGGCCCCCAGAAACCUGGGAAUCGAAAGAACUAUGAUAUCAUAGUUGCGCCUCAUUCGUUAUUAAAUUUCGAAGAGGACUUUCAAAAAAGAGAUUAUGUUCAAAAUCUGUGGUCCAUGCUAAACCCCGAAGGAGGUAUACUGAUCCUUCUUGAAAAGGGGCACAAGGAGGGUUUUGCGGCAAUCGGAGGUGCCAGGGCCAUGAUAUUAGAACGGCUGAUUAAAUCCCCCAAAGCUCCAGAGGGUUCUGAUUCCGCUUGGGAGACACAACAUGGGCAAGUUGAGAAGAGCAAGGGCAUGAUAGUUGCGCCGUGUACUACUCAUUCUCGAUGUCCGAUGUAUGUCGAGCCCGGAACGAUGAAAAAUCCCAAGCAGUUCUGUCGAUUUGCUCAGCGAUAUGUUAGGCCACACGUAUUGCAGCGUAUCCUUGGAAAUCCAUCCCAUAACCACGAGGAUGCGGAAUUUAGCUACCUUGCUGUCCAACGAGGUAUUGACAGGCGAGAAAUUGAUGGUUUGGUGCAGGAUGAACAUACAACAAACGCAGCCUUCGCCGGGUACGAACAUUCUACUGACGUUGAAGAAACAAGUGCCGGUGGUGCCGGAAAUAAUGUCAUUGAUCCUCUUUCAUGGCCCCGGGUCGUGCUACCUCCCAUCAAACGAAAAGGUCAUGUCUCGAUGGAUUUAUGCACACCAGAAGGGAAAAUAGAGCGCUGGACGGUCCCACGUUCAUUCAGCAAACAAGCAUAUCGAGAUGCUCGCAAGUCUUCAUGGGGAGACUUGUGGCCUCUAGGAGCGAAGACCCGGAUCCAUCGUCCCGUGCGAGCCAUCAAAAUUGAAGAGGCAACUCCUGUGAAGAAGAGGAUAGUAAAGCCGGGAGCGGACUCAAGGCGGAGACGUGCUGCUCUCGAAGACGAUAGCGAAGAAUUCGAAUUAGAUGAAGAGCAGGAAGAAAAGAAACUUGCAGACAGAGUAGCUUCUUACCACGACCGUCGAAUUACCGGGAAGACCAAGAAAGAAAACAAAGUGCCGAAGUGGGCGAGACAGAUGGAAGUGAAACGCGAUCGCAAAUACGGCAAACAGUUAGGCCGUGAAUAA
Messenger RNA from Nannizzia gypsea CBS 118893, 2511 nucleotides. Its product is annotated as S-adenosylmethionine-dependent methyltransferase superfamily domain-containing protein. Gene Ontology annotation, biological process: translation. The transcript has a single exon. Bases 1 to 2511 code for a protein of 836 amino acids. NCBI's taxonomy places the organism in Eukaryota, Fungi, Ascomycota, Eurotiomycetes, Onygenales, Arthrodermataceae. Gene Ontology annotation, molecular function: structural constituent of ribosome; methyltransferase activity. Gene Ontology annotation, cellular component: mitochondrial small ribosomal subunit. The record is from RefSeq and is a predicted model, not a curated record.